AGCUCCUGGCUCGAGCUGACGUGCCCAGGCCACUGCCGCGCCGCCCCGCCGCGGGGGCGGCGAUGGCGGUGCGGCUGCGGGUCAGCGGGCUGGGCGGGCGGAGUGUCACCGUUUCCGCCGACGCUGGCGAGACGACGGUGGGCGACCUGAAGGCCGCCGUGUGGCGGGAGCUCGGCGUUCCCGUGGCCGAGCAGCUCCUGCAGCCGGUCGGCGCGGAGGGCGAACUGUUGGGCGACGGAGAGUUGCUGCGCGACGCCCUGGCGCUGAGCCCCGCGCGCGGCGGCGCGGAGGCCGCGCCCCCGCGCGCGGUGGAGGUGGUUCUGACGAAGCGCCCAGCCGAGCUCCACGAGUGGCUCCAGCCAUCCGCUCGCCCUCGGGCGCAGGAGGCCAGUGCCUGCGCGAGGCGCCCCUGGCCGUGCGCGCCGAUCGCGAGGCCGUGCUGGCAGCCGUGGCGCGGCACGGGCUCGCGCUGCAGCACGCCGCCGACGCGCUGCGCGGCGACCCGCUGGUGGCACUCGCGGCCAUCCGGCAGGCCGGCUUCGCGCUGCUCCACGUCGCCCCAGAGCUCGCCACGGACCUCGACCGCCAUUUCGUGCUCAGGGCGCUGAGGGCCAACGGGCUGGCGCUCGGGGCGGCGGCGCCCGCGCUGCGCGCCGACCGCUCCGCGGUGCUGGCCGCCGUGCAGGAGGACGGGGCCGCGCUGCAGUACGCGGCCGCGGAGCUCCGAGCAGAUCGCCGCUUCGUCCUGGAGGCUGCUGGGUGGAGCGCCUCCGCGAGCACGCGCACGACGAUCUGUGGGAAGACCCGGGGUUUGUGCUGGCAGCCGCGGAGAUAGAUGCCACCCUCGCAUUCGACAGGUCUGCCUCGGAGCCGUGGUUCGACCGGGACUUCGUCCUGGACGCGCUCGCCCGGGCUGCAUGCGCGCUGGAGUACACCCCAGAAGAGGUGCUGGGCCAGCCGGGCUUCCUGCUGGACGCGGUGGAGCGCAACGAGCGCGUCUUGGAGCACCUGGCCGAGAGCCAGCGGGAGCCACUCUGGGGGGCAGGGCUGUCGUUCUGCCAGCUGGAGCUGGCCGACGUCGGGGCAUGGGUCUCCCUGGCGCUCCAGCGCUCGUCCGUCUGCGAGAGCGGCUUCGUGGUCGCGAGGGUGCUCGGCGAGCACGCCCUGGAGCUGGCCGCCGCCGGCGUGCCCGUGCAGGGCCCCGAGGGCUUCUGGCCCACGGGCCGCGCCGCGCUGCCGGAGGCGAUCCGCCGGGACCGCUACUGGAAGUUCGUCCGCGGCCAGUGCUGCUUCCGGGCCACGGCCUUCUUCGGAGCGGUGCUGAGGUGGCUCUGCGACCGCGGCUUCCAGCUCGCGCACCGAGGCCAGCCCGUCUGCAGCCUCCUGGCGCUCACCGUCGACCGGCUGCCGGCCGAAGACCUGCCGUCUCUGCGCGUGGUCAUCCCAGAGGUUGGCAGUUUCGAGGUUCCACCCACGAGUCCAGGCACGGAGGACCACGCGGGGCUCGGUGGGUGCGGCCAUGACCAGGACGUCCCCAGCCUUCCGAGGGCUUUUCCUUACUGCUGGCUGGCAGCGGCUGUGGGCAGCCAGCCUCAGCGGCAGAUGGUCCACGUGGAUCUCUGUGGCCCCUCCGUCGACGUCUUCGAGUACGUCGCCGCCCCGACGCAACACCAUCCCGAUGCUCGCGGGGCUCCCUCCCUGGUGCCGCUGUGCAUCUUUACGACGCCAGAAUACGCGUACGGCAUCUCCCCGGAUGCGGUCAAGUCGAAAUUCUUGCUCUCUUCAGAGGGGGGCUCGCCAGUCGAGGCCUCCACCGCGCUGAGGCACCUGCGGCCGCUGCUGCCCCGUGACUGCGACGAGCAACCCCCGCCCGCCGACGAGCUGCUGUACGCCACGCCGCUGGCCGACUUCUUGUCACAGGUGCGCGCGGACCCAGAAGUGGCGCUCUCCGAACACGACGAGGCGACUGUCGCCGACGCGGGCGCUGCCUUCGUGCGGCGCCUGCCGGCCGGCACUGCCGUCAGCGUGGCUCCGCUGGCCGCCGCGCCAGAGGGAGGCCGCGCCCAUGGCCGCGUCGUGCGCCUGCUCGAGCGGGGUGCCGCAGGCGAGCUCGCGGGCCAGCGCGCGGCGAUCCCGGUGGGCGCGGGAGCCGCUGGCCCGGAGGCGGUGCACGAGGAAGCACUGCGGCUUCUCCCAGCAGCCCCAGCGCCGGCGCUGUCUAUGGGCCAGAUGGCCGGCCAGGUGCGGGGCGCGGACCAGCUCUUCGUCACGGGCGCGCGCGCGCGGCUGGUGGGGCUCCCAGGGGAGGAUGCGUCCCUCAACGGAGCGGUCGCAGAGAUUCUGAAAUACAGCCUGUCCAGCUGUCGCUACAACGUGAGGCUGGAGGACGGUGGAGACAUAAGAGCUUUUUACCCGUGGCACUUGGAGGUCUUCGUGCGCGACGAGGGUGCCGUGCGGGAGGUCUUGGCGCGCAGUGAGCCUGCUGCUCGGACAGUUCGCAGGGCGCUGCGGCUUCGGAACAGCGUGCCCUUCACGCAGAUGGGAGAUCCUGGCGUCGUGGAGGUGGUGCAGGCCCUGUUGGUAGCUGGACUUUGGGCCGGAGAUUCAGCGCAAGAGGCGGCGAUGAGCUCCAUGUGCCACCUGGCGCGGCAUCCCAACGCAGGCCGAGCGAUACAGCUCCUGGAGCAGCAGCAUGCCCUGCUCGACGCUCCCAGCGCUGCCGACCUGGAGAUUGCCCGUUCACGCGCUGCCCAGGAAGCGCGGGCAGACCCAGGGCUGCUGCACGUCCUGGAUCGCCUGGAGCUGCUGGGCGAGAUGCCCACAGGGCGUGCCGCAUUCGGCAGCUCGCGGAGGCCUGCGGCGCGUGCUCGCGGAUGAUCCCUGCCGCUGGGUGCCGCUGGACUCCGCCAGGUGAAGUCUGGCCUCGAUACACGAGCGAGUAGCCUGGGAGACCCGCGGCCGCGCGGAACACGAGGGAACAGAGAUAACAGAUGUCCUGCCAGAAAUUUUAGGCGGUGUGGAACCCCAGCAGUGGGCCGUGGCAACCGCAAUGUGCAGUCUACGUGCGUGCAAGCCGUGCGGUGCGUUCUGCAA
This is a messenger RNA of Prorocentrum cordatum, 3093 nucleotides long. NCBI's taxonomy places the organism in Eukaryota, Dinophyceae, Prorocentrales, Prorocentraceae. The record is from the annotation of a GenBank genome assembly.